CUCCCUCCCUCCGGGCAGCCGGCUGCUACGACAACGGGCAGCACUACCACAUCAACCAGCAGUGGGAGCGCAUCUACCUGGGCAACACCCUCGUCUGCACCUGCUACGGCGGCGGCCGCGGCUUCAACUGCGAGAGCAAGCCCGAGCUGGAGGAGACCUGCUUUGACAAGUACACGGGAUCCGCUUACCGCGUCGGGGAGACCUACGAGCGGCCCAAGGACUCCAUGAUCUGGGACUGCACCUGCAUUGGGGCGGGACGCGGCAGGAUCAGCUGCACCAUUGCAAAUCGCUGCCAUGAAGGGGGCCAGUCCUACAAGAUCGGGGACACCUGGCGCAGGCCGCACGAGACGGGCGGCUACAUGCUGGAAUGCGUUUGCCUCGGCAACGGGAAAGGCGAAUGGACUUGCAAGCCUGUGGCGGAGCGGUGCUAUGACAAUUCUGCUGGGACCUCCUAUGUGGUGGGAGAGAUCUGGGAGAAGCCCUACCAAGGCUGGAUGAUGGUGGACUGCACCUGCCUAGGAGAAGGCAGCGGCCGCAUCACCUGCACUUCCCGAAACAGGUGCAACGACCAGGACACCAGGACCUCCUACAGGAUCGGAGACACCUGGAGCAAGAAGGACAACCGAGGGAACCUUCUGCAGUGCAUCUGCACAGGGAACGGACGAGGGGAGUGGAAGUGCGAGAGACACUCCUCCCUGCAAGCCACGGGAAUCGGAACUGGCUCGACCACCUUCACCGAUGUCCAAACUGCCCUUUACCAGCCCCAGCCCCAGCCUGCCCCUUACGGACACUGCGUCACGGACAACGGCAUGGUGUACUCGGUGGGCAUGCAGUGGCUGAAGACGCAGGGCAGCCAGCACAUGCUCUGCACUUGCCUGGGCAAUGGAGUCAGUUGCCAGGAAACAGCUGUGACGCAGACCUAUGGAGGAAACGCCAAUGGGGAGCCUUGCGUCUUCCCCUUCACCUACAACGGGAGGACUUUCUACUCGUGCACUUCGGAAGGCCGCACGGAUGGGACGCUCUGGUGCAGCACCACCUCUAAUUUCGACCAGGAAAAGAGAUACUCGUUCUGCACAGAACAAAAUGUCUUGGUCCAAACGCGGGGCGGCAACUCCAACGGGGCCCUCUGCCACUUCCCCUUCAUCUACAACAGCCGGAAUCACACCGACUGCACCUCGGAGGGGCGGCGAGACAACAUGAAGUGGUGCGGCACCACCCCAAACUACGAUGCCGACCAGAAAUUUGGCUUCUGCCCCAUGGCAGCGCAUGAAGAGAUCUGCACCACCAACGAGGGGGUCAUGUACCGGGUCGGGGACCAGUGGGACAAGCAGCACGACAUGGGCCACAUGAUGAGGUGCACGUGCGUGGGGAACGGGCGCGGGGAGUGGACCUGCAUCGCCUACUCCCAGCUCAGAGACCAAUGCAUCGUGGACGGGAUCACGUACGACGUCAACCAGACCUUCCACAAGCGCCACGAGGAGGGGCACAUGCUGAACUGCACCUGCUUUGGCCAAGGGCGGGGCCGGUGGAAGUGUGAUCCUGUGGACCAGUGCCAGGAUUCGGAGAGCCAGACCUUUUACCAGAUCGGAGAUUCGUGGGAGAAGCACGUCCAUGGCAUCCGAUACCAGUGCUACUGCUACGGGCGGGGCAUUGGCGAGUGGCACUGCCAGCCUUUGAGCGCCUACCCAGGUUCCACUGGUCCGGUCCAGGUGAUCAUCACAGAUGUCCCAAUCCAUCCUGAUUCUCACCCCGUCCAGUGGAUCGCUCCGGAAUCCUCUCACAUCUCCAAGUACAUCCUUCGGUGGAAGCCGAAGAACUCUGGAGUGAGAUGGAAAGAGGCCACCAUUCCGGCCUACUUGAACUCCUACACCAUCUCUGGCCUGAAGCCUGGCAUCCUCUAUGAGGGGCAGCUGGUUUGUGUGCAGCAUUACGGGCAGCAGGAAGUCACCCGGUUCGAAUUCACCACCUCCAGCACCACAGCUGUUUCAAGCAGCCACGUGUCUGGAGAAACCACAGCACUUCCUUCUGUGGUGACCACCUCGGAGUCGGUCACAGAAAUCACAGCCAACAGCUUUGUGGUCUCCUGGGUUUCUGCUUCUGACACCGUCUCAGGAUUCCGGGUCGAAUAUGAAUUGAGUGAGGAGGGUGACGAGCCCCAGUAUCUGGACCUUCCAAGUACAGCCACGUCGGUCAACAUCCCCAACUUGCUUCCGGGCCGCAGAUACAUCGUGAACGUCUAUCAGAUUUCAGAAGAGGGCAAGCAGAACCUGAUCUUGUCCACUUCGCAGACCACAGCACCUGAUGCUCCUCCGGAACACAUUGUGGAAAGUGUGGAUGACACGUCCAUCAUUGUGAGCUGGAGCCGGCCGGAGGCCCCCAUCACAGGCUACCGCAUCGUCUACACCCCAUCCGUGGAGGGGAGCAGCACAGAGCUGAACCUGCCGGAGUCGGCCACCUCCGUGACGCUGAGCGACCUGAUGCCGGGGGUGCAGUACAACAUCACCAUCUACGCUGUGGAGGAGAGCCAGGAGAGCAGCCCCGUCUUCAUUCAGCAGAAGACCACCGGCAUCCUGCAGGAGGGUGAGAUUCCUCCCCCGAAAGACCUGCAGUUUGUGGAUGUCACAGACGUCAAAAUCACCAUCAUGUGGAAUCCCCCCGAGAGCACCGUGUCCGGCUACCGGGUGGAAGUGAUCCCCGUGAACCGCCCAGGCGAGCAUGGGCAGAAGUUGCCUGUGACGAGGUAUUCCUUCGCAGAGGUCACAGAGCUCCUACCUGGAACCACCUACCUCUUCAAGAUCUACGCCCUGGGGCAAGGCAGAGAAAGCAAACCUCUCACAGGACAGCAGGCAACCCGACUUGAUGGCCCCACCCACUUGCGGUUCAUCAACGAGACGGAUUCCACGGUGGUGGUGACCUGGAGGCCCCCGCAGGCCCACAUCACAGGCUACCGCCUGACGGUGGGGCUGACCAGAGGAGGGCAGCCCAAGAAGUACACCUUGGGCCCUCAGGCCCCCAGGUACCUGCUGAGGAACCUGCAGCCGGGCUCUGAGUACACCCUCUCCCUGGUGGCUGUCAAGGGCAACCUGCAGAGCAACCCCGAAACCGGAGUCUUCACCACCUUGCAUCGCCAGGGCUCAAUCCCUCCCUAUAACACGGAAGUGACGGAGACAUCGAUUGUUGUCACCUGGACUCCUGCGCCCAGAAUUGGCUUUAAGCUGGGCGUGCGGCCGAGCCAAGGGGGAGAAGCACCCCGGGAGGUCAUCUCCGAGUCGGGCAGCAUCGUCAUCUCUGGCCUGACCCCCGGUGUGGAGUACAUCUACAGCAUCACCGUCCUGACAGACGGCCAGGAGAGGGACGCGCCAAUCAUCAAGACCAUCGUCACACCUGUUUCCCCCCCGUCCGACUUGCACCUGGAGUCUAAUCCAGACACCGGAAUCCUCACUGUCUCUUGGGAAAGAAGCACAACUCCAGAUAUCACUGCGUACAGAAUAACGACCGUCCCAACCAAUGGACAGCAGGGUUACACCCUGGAGGAGCUGGUCCAUGCAGAGCAGACCACCUGUAUCUUUGAAAACCUGAGCCCGGGGGUGGAGUACAACGUCAGUGUUUACGCUGUCAAGGACGAUCAGGAGAGCGUGCCCAUCUUUGAGACCAUCACCCAAGAAGUGCCCCAGCUCGCUGACCUAAGCUUUGUUGACAUAACUGACACCAGUAUCGGCCUGAGGUGGAGCCCUCUCAACGCCUCCUCCAUCAUUGGCUACCGCAUCACGGUGCUGGCGGCAGGAGAAAGCGUCCCCAUUUUUGAAGACUUUGUGGACUCCUCAGUAGGCUACUACAGGGUCACCGGCCUGGAGCCUGGCAUUGACUAUGAGAUCAGCGUCAUCACCCUCGUUAGUGGCGGAGAGAGCGCCCCCACCACCCUGACGCAGCAGACGGCUGUCCCGCCUCCCACUGACCUCCGUUUCACCAACGUGGGGCCGGACACCAUUCGAGUGACGUGGACUCCCCCCGCCUCCAUCGAACUGACCAGCUUCCUUGUGCGUUACUCGCCUGUAAAGAACGAGGAGGAUGUUGCUGAGCUGACUAUCUCGCCUUCAGACAAUGUGGUGGUUUUGACAGGUCUCCUGCCGGGAACGGUGUACUUAAUCCGGGUCUACAGUAUCUAUGAACAACAUGAGAGUAAACCUUUGAGUGGAGAGCAGAGAACAGGGCUGGAUUCUCCUACUGGGCUGGACUUUUCCGAGAUCACAGCCCAUUCGUUCACCGUCCACUGGAUCGCUCCCCGCGCGACCAUCACAGGCUACAAGAUCCGGCAUUACCUCGAGCAAGGCGGGAGCAGACCCAAAGAAGUCCGCAUUGCACCGUCUCGUAAUUCCAUCACUCUCACUGACCUGAUUCCAGGGUCUGAGUAUGUGGUUAGCAUUUUUGCAUUCAAUGGCAAAGAAGAAAGUUUGCCCCUGAUUGGACAACAAAGUACAGUUUCUGACGUUCCAGGAGACCUGCAGGUGACCUCUGCCAGCCCCACUAGCCUGGUCAUCUCCUGGGAUGCCCCUGCUGUUACCGUUCGAUACUACAGGAUCACGUAUGGAGAGACAGGAGGCAGCGGCCCCGUCCAGGAGUUCACGGUGCCCGGCCACCUCUCCACGGCCACCAUCCCUGGCCUGAAGCCCGGAGCAGAGUACACCAUCACCGUCUAUGCUGUCACCGGCCGCGGAGACAGCCCCGCCAGCAGCAAGCCCAUCACGGUCAGCUACAAGAUGGAGAUUGGCACCCCGUCCCAGCUGCAAGUGGUCGACGUCCAGGACAGCAGCAUCACCGUUCGGUGGCAGCCCCCCUCCUCCCCCGUCACUGGCUACCGAGUGACCACGGCCCCCAAAGAUGGUCACGGCCCCACAAAAACCAAAGUGCUCUCGGCAGAGCAAACGGAAGUCACAAUCGAAGGGCUCCAGCCCACCGUGGAGUAUGUGGUGAGCGUCUACGCCCAGGGCCACGAUGGAGAGAGCCAGCCGCUGGUGGAGACGGCUGUCACAAACAUUGACCGCCCCCGAGGAUUAACAUUCACCGAUGUGGAUGUUGAUUCCAUCAAAAUUGCUUGGGAAAGCCCCCAGGGGCAAGUCAGCAGGUACAGGGUGACCUACUCCACCCCGGAGGACGGGAUCCAAGAGCUCUUCCCUGCUCCUGACGGCGAAGACGACACGGCGGAGCUGCAUGGCCUCCGGCCCGGCUCCGAGUACACGGUCCGCAUCGUGGCCUUGCAUGACGAGCUGGAGAGCCCGCCUCUGGUUGGAACCCAGUCCACAGCAAUCCCUCCUCCGACAAAUCUGAAGUUUAUCCAGGUCACUCCCACCAGCCUGACGGUGACCUGGGUGGCUCCAACCGUUCGGCUCACAGGAUACAGACUCCGAGUGAAUCCCCAGGAGAAGAACGGGCCCAUGAAGGAAAUCCACCUCUCGCCCGACAGCACCUCUGCUGUCGUCUCUGGACUCAUGAUGGGGACCAAAUACGAGGUUAACGUCUAUGCUCUGAAAGACUCUCUGACCAGCAGACCCGUCCAGGGUGUCGUCACUACCCUCGAGAACAUCAGUCCUCCUCGCAGGCCACGUGUGACAGACGUCACAGAGAGAACAGUCACCAUUACGUGGCGCACCAAGACCGAGACCAUCACUGGCUUCCAGAUCGAUGCCAUCCCUGCCAGCGGCCAGAACCCCGUGCAGAGGACCAUCAGCCCCGACGUUAGAAGCUACACCAUCACUGGCUUGCAGCCAGGCACCGACUACAAGAUCUACAUCUACUCCUUGAACGACAACGCUCGCAGUUCCCCGGCGGUGGUUGAUGCUUCCACUGCCAUUGAUGCAGCCUCCAACUUGCGCUUCCUGACGACCACCAGCAACUCCCUGCUGCUCACGUGGCAGCCCCCCCGGGCCAAGAUCACAGGAUACAUCAUCAAGUACGAGACCCCCGGGGGGCACCCCAGAGAGCUGCUCCCUCGCCCCCGGCCAGGCACGACGGAGGCCACAAUCACAGGUCUGGAGCCUGGGACAGAGUACACCAUCUACAUCAUCGCCGUGAAGAACAAUCAGAAGAGCGAACCUUUGAUCGGCAGGACCACAACAGAUGUGCUCCCCCACCUGGUCAUGCAUCCACACCCUGGCCAGAGCGGACCAGAGAUCCUGGACGUCCCUUCUGUUGUAGAGAACACGCCUUACCUCACGGACUCCUAUGACAACGGCAACGGUAUCCAACUUCCAGGCACUUCCGGCCAGCAGCCCAUCCUGAGCAACCAGGGCCAGCAGGUCUUUGUGGAAGUGUACGGGUCUCGGACCCCUGCCAAGACCACCGUGGCAACGCCCAUCAGGCCUCGGCCCAGGCCGAGGGUGGACGAAGAGCCGGGGCUGGUGAGCCAGCACCCCAUCCGCAUCCCAGACCUGGACGAGCCUUCUUACCCGCACAGCCUGGGGCCCAGGACUAAUUACACCCGGCUCCAGGAGGCUCUUUCUCAGACAACCAUCGCUUGGAGCCCCCUGGGGGAGAGCUCCGAAUAUGUCAUCUCCUGCCACCCUCUUGGGACCGAAGAGGAGCCUUCAGAGUUCAAAGUCCCUGGCACUUCCUCCAGUGCAACCCUCACUGGUCUGACUCGGGGGGCCACCUACAACAUCAUCGUGGAGGCCGUCAAGAACCACCGGCGGCACAAGGUCCUGGAGGAGAAGGUCACCGUGGGCAAUGCCAUUACUGACGGGUUGAACCAGCCCUCGGAGGACACCUGCUAUGACACCUACACCGGCUCCUUCUACGCGGUCGGUGAGGAGUGGGAGAGGCUGUCGGAGUCCGGGUUCAAACUCUGGUGCCAGUGCUUGGGCCUGGGCAGCGGGCACUUCCGGUGCGACUCCUCCAAGUGGUGCCAUGACAACGGCGUCAACUACAAGAUUGGGGAGAAGUGGGACCGGCAGGGGGAGAAUGGGCAGAUGAUGAGCUGCACCUGCCUGGGGAACGGGAAAGGAGAAUUCAAGUGUGAGCCACAUGAGGCCACUUGCUACGAUGACGGCAAGAUGUACCACGUGGGGGAGCAGUGGCAGAAGGAGUACCUGGGGGCCAUCUGCUCCUGCACUUGCUACGGAGGGCAGCAGGGCUGGCGGUGUGACAACUGUCGCAGACCAGGGGCUCCAAGUUCUCCAGAAAGUUCUCCGGGCCACACCUAUUCCCAGUACUCCCAGAGACAACAUCAGACCACGACGACUAACGUGCACUGUCCCAUCGAGUGCUUCUACCCUCUCCAUCUACAGUCAGACGCACAAAACCGACGUGGAGAUUAACGCGCAACGACAGACUGUCACAAGGCCCAGGCAGAGCUGCUUGCCGAGAGCCCCGCCAGUAAAAUUGAGGGAAAAGCUGGCCAGCCUUCUGGGGGCUGCCCGGGGGCCCUGCCUCCUCGCUUGGCUCAGUGCACGGCUUCUUCAUGGCGGGGCAUCUCGGACUUCCUCCCCCAAAUGGACCCUGUCUGUUGGCUUCUCUUCCUACUCAGUUUCAGUACCAGUCAGUAUUUCUGCUCUCUCCACCCCCCCAGGGUAAUUACGUGGGAGAGCCGUAAGGGAUCGGGGGAGCUCCCUGCCCUAGAAAGGAAUGAAUGGAAAGCCAAAUUUUAGUUCCCCCUCCCUGCAGCUCUCCGGCCCCCUCCCUUUGCCCCCGAAAGCUGGUCCCAGCUGCCUCCUCCUCCUCUCCCCCCCCCCCCCCGGCGCUCGGUUAGCAUUUUGUGCUGUUAUUUAUCAAAUUGAUCUCUCCCCCCCUUUUCCCCAAGUGUGUUUCUGUGGGGAAGAUAUAUUGGAGACACGUAGAACACAAUUGACAGAGGAAUUUGGUGUAAUUAUGAUCAGUAAUUAUUUUUAUACUGUUAAGUGCCAAAGCUUUACUACAGUGGGAGACCACUCUUUUAAUAAAAAGUUUUACAAACCA
Messenger RNA from Heteronotia binoei (common prickly gecko), 7947 nucleotides. It is a transcript of the gene FN1, whose product is annotated as fibronectin 1. The coding region runs from base 225 to 7310 and encodes 2361 amino acids. Gene Ontology annotation, biological process: nervous system development; cell-substrate junction assembly; heart development. Gene Ontology annotation, molecular function: proteoglycan binding; integrin binding. The record is from RefSeq and is a predicted model, not a curated record. The transcript has 45 exons. NCBI's taxonomy places the organism in Eukaryota, Metazoa, Chordata, Lepidosauria, Squamata, Gekkonidae. Gene Ontology annotation, cellular component: extracellular region.